AGCAUGGCGGUCAGAGGUCUGUGUAUCAGACUGUUGGUGACCCUCGUGAUCCUGCUCAGUGCGCAUGAUCAGAAAGUUGAUGCAGUUUCUCUGCGUAUCGUUCCAAGCAGAUCGCAGUUCUUUGAAUAUGAAUCUGUAACGUUUUACUGUGAGGGUGAUGUUUACUGGGAAGUUGUGCAUAAUAUCAAAGGGAAAAUAAACUACUGUAGUCACACCAGCAAGAGAACACCAGCAGGAUCGUCCUGCACCAUUAAAAACAUUUAUACAGCCGACAGUGGAGAGUACUGGUGUGAGACGGAGGGAGGCAAGAGAAGCAACAGCAUCAACAUCGCUGUCACUGCUGGUUCUGUGAUCCUGGAGGUUCCUGCUGUUCCUGUGUUCAUGGAAGAAACUGCGACUCUUCGCUGCAGAAACAAAAUCGCUUCCUCCAACUUCACCUCGAACUUCUAUAAAGACGGAGUUCAUGUCCAUCGAAGCUUCACAGGAGAGACGACCAUCCAGAGAGUUUCCAGCGUGGAUGAAGGGCUUUACAAGUGCAGCAUCUCAGGAGCUGGAGACUCACCGGAGAGCUGGCUGAAUGUGACAGGAAAAUGGAAGGAUGACAGUCACACAGACCCCUCUUCGGACCCCUGCUGUCAUGUUUACCUCGUCUUGCGGACUGUGUUCACCAUCAUGAUGGUGGCUCUGCUGCUGCUGCUGGUGGGACUUCUUCACUGCGGGAAAAUCAGAGCUGCAACAACUAACUCAUGGCUGCCCGGCUGUAAAUGUUACAGUGAUAAGAGAGAAAAUGAUUCAGCCUCUGAUGAUAAACAGAACAAUGAAAGCACAACAGUUUAUGUCUCAUCAGAUGCUUCAUGA
Molecule: messenger RNA, 858 nt
Organism: Archocentrus centrarchus (flier cichlid)
Lineage: Eukaryota; Metazoa; Chordata; Actinopteri; Cichliformes; Cichlidae
Product: Fc receptor-like B
Exons: 5
Coding region: 4-858 (284 amino acids)
Biological process (GO): cell surface receptor signaling pathway; immune response
Cellular component (GO): external side of plasma membrane
Molecular function (GO): transmembrane signaling receptor activity
Source: RefSeq, a predicted model, not a curated record